This is a messenger RNA of Eriocheir sinensis (Chinese mitten crab), 6928 nucleotides long. RefSeq names its product zinc finger protein castor homolog 1-like. Gene Ontology annotation, cellular component: nucleus. Gene Ontology annotation, molecular function: RNA polymerase II transcription regulatory region sequence-specific DNA binding; DNA-binding transcription factor activity, RNA polymerase II-specific. The transcript is spliced from 16 exons. Gene Ontology annotation, biological process: regulation of neuron differentiation; positive regulation of transcription by RNA polymerase II. The record is from RefSeq and is a predicted model, not a curated record. Lineage: Eukaryota; Metazoa; Arthropoda; Malacostraca; Decapoda; Varunidae. Bases 255 to 4730 code for a protein of 1491 amino acids.
AGCUUGUGUGGGCGACAGGCACGCCCGUGGGAGGCAGGAGACACGCGGGCCCGGAGGAACGCAAGCUGCUCGAGAGCCUCAAGAACAACGGCGUGGGUGGUGGUGGUGGGGGUGACAGUGGGGGAGAACCGCCCACGCCCCCACAUACCCCACAGAGAGAAAAUAUCAACAUAGUGACCAGCGAGGGAAUCGCCAUCCGACCCCCGCCGCCUCCGCCCCUCGACCCCCUCCAGCAGCAGGCGCUCCAGGCCAGGAUGUUGGGUGGAGGAAACUUCUCAACCCUCCUGACCCUGGCGGCGCUGCAUGAGGGGAAGGGCGGCCACGGUGUGCCCCUGCCACCUACCCUAGAGCCCCACAAGAGCCUGCCCACCACGCCCACCACGUCUACCACAGUGACUCCCGGGCUGGCGGGUCUGUCGUUGGGCGCCGUGGGUCCGACGCCUUCCCAGCUCCUCACCGGUGGUAUGGGGGUACGAGACGCCCUUAACAAACCUCAAAUUGAUUAUUCCCGCUACGUGAAGCCCUUCAGCUCAGCUCUCGAAUGUGGCAACCUCUCCUGCAGGGAACACAAUCUAAGAGAACACUUCCAUUGCUUAGAGUGCAGCUGCAAGGUAUUUAGCAAGAAAGAAGAAAUGAUUCGACACUUCAAAUGGCACAAAAAACGAGACGAAAGCCUCCAGCACGGCUUCAUGCGCUACUCUCCAUCAGACGACUGCAGUGACCGCUUCUCAAACUGUUCACACAACCGCAAGCAGACACACUACCACUGUCUUAAGGAAAGCUGCGACAAGGUUUACAUCAGCACGUCGGACGUCCAAAUGCACGCUAACUACCACCGCAAGGACUCCGCCAUCAUGCAGGAGGGCUUCCAGAGGUUCCGCGCCUCAGAGGACUGCGGGUUGCCGGCGUGUGCCUUCAGCGGCCAACGAACCACACACUUCCACUGCAUGAGAACCUCCUGCCAGUAUACCUUCAAGAACAAAGCCGAUAUGGAAAAACAUAAGACUUACCAUAUAAAGGACGAGCAGCUGAUCAAGGACGGCUUUAAGAAGUUUAUGAAACAAGAAGAAUGUCCUUACGAAGGGUGCAAGUUUUCACGGGUUGUCAACCACAUCCAUUGCAUCAGACCCGAGUGCAACUACGUCCUACACUCAUCCGGCCAGAUCUUCGCCCACAAGAGAAAACAUGAACGCCAGGAUCACGAGAGGGCUUACCGCAAGUACAAGCUUGCCCAGACCAUGCUGGGGGUGCCAGAGGGGCACCCAGCCCUGGCGCCACUCCUGCACGAGGCACUCCGCCCUCUUGGUUCCUACGGAGGACCCCUGGUCAACCCUCUAAUGGGUCCUAUGGGUGGCCCGUUGGCUGGCGUCCCCAUGGGUCAUAGUGACCAGAGAAGUGAAGACUCUUCGUCACCGUUAGGACCAUGCCCCCCUCCCAGCACCCCUGGCACACCUGGCAACUUGCCGCCGGGACUCCAGCGUGCUCCUGGUUUGUUAAUGGGAGGCUUCCCGCCACCAGGCCUUGGCGAAUCCCAGCACCCCCUGGCUCGCCUCUUGGGUGUGACUCCGCCGGCAGCUCAUGGACUUUUCCAUGGGGGCUCCGCCACAAGUUCAACAUCGACGCCAUGCUCCUCCUCCUCUGGGCCAGGAUCCCCUGUGGACCUGAGUCUAGGGAUGGCAGGCGGCGAGGAGAGGGACUGGGAGCGCUGGCUAAGGUACCACGGGAGGGAUGAGCCGUGUCAACCUGGCUGUGAUUUGUCCAAUGUGGAACACUGGCAUUGUGAUGACUGUGAAACAGUUUUUCGUGGUCGUGAGAGUGCACGGGAACACGGGAGAGUGCACGAGCAGCAGACACUGAUCACUGAAGACCACUACACAAUGGUUACUCCGGCUGAUGACCCGCGCCCCUGCCCUCCCGACUGUCCCAUCCAGGACCAUGCCGACCACUACCACUGUAACUGGGAAGGUUGUGGCGAGGCCAUCCUGGCAGCAGGGGACAAACCCUUCCGCCGUUUGGAACACUUCAGGAUGCAUGACUACGCCCGCCGCCUCACCCUGGCACCCCCGGGUUCAGGCGGUCCCAUUGGUGUUGCCGCUGUCACCUCCGUCGACGCCAUGUUCAAACGUAAACGCGGACGCCCGCCCAAGAACAGGGUCAUCGAGGUGUGGAAUGACUACCUCCCGGUAUCGAGUGGCCAUGACUCCCCGCAGGCCAUCUUUACCAGCUUCAAGUUGCCUAAGAACUCCCCUCCGCCUCAUGGAACAGUGGGCAUGCCUAUGGGACCCCACCCUAUGACGCCGUUGGGACAUUUGGCUCAGCUGGGGCGCGAGGCCUCCCCACCUCGGCUGUCCAUUCCCAGUAGCACCAGCAGCAGCAGUUCCAGCACCACCACCACCACCAGCCCGUGUGCCACGGGGGUCCCAUCUGUCAUGCCCGGCGGCCCUCAGCCAGUCCUUCUCCCCCUCAACGGACCACUGCUCGCCAAUCCACUCCAGCCACAGGCAGAGAUAAUAGACGGGUUCUAUCCAUUUGGAGAAGGUGUUCCCUGCCCGGACCAACUGUGCCCACUGCUGGGUCGCAGGCACUAUCACUGUGCCCACCCUCGUUGCAUUUACGUCACUGCCCAUGCUGACGUUCUGCCUCUCCAUGCCCAUGACUUCCAUGAAAAUACGCCUAUCCCCGAGGGCUUCAUCGCCAUUGACCGCAAUAUUGACUGCCGUUCACCCAGCUGCCAAAGCAAUAAGGUGAACAAGCACUACCACUGCACCCGCUGUGGCUUCUCCUUCGUGCGAUAUCAGACACUCGAGUCUCAUGCUGAGAAGCACCAACAAGAAGAGGAGGGUAGUUCUUCCCACAGCCUUGGUCCCCAGUCCCCCAUCUACCUGAAGAAGCUGCGUCCUGACAGCCCCAUGGACAACACCUCAGCUACCAGUGGAGAGCCUGAGUCUCCCAGCAAGUCACAAGACUUUUCUCCUCCAGUGGUUAAGUCAUCAGGGACCUUCUACCCAUUGUCCCCCUUCCCUGCAUCGACUACAGCCGGUAUGCGGCCGUCUUCAAACAAUCGAGGGGAGGCUGGGGCGCUUGUCACACCGAUUCCGCCAUCAUCACGUCCUCAAAACUCAACAACCUACACACUACCGGUCUCUGGAAGUCUUACUAUCACCGCCACUCGCCGCUCACCGCUUCCUCAUGACAUGCACUCACCCAUCAGAGACCGCAUGGAACAGAACGAGUCGGAAGAACGUCCUGACCAAGACUCUGACCAGCCUCGGCCUAUGAGUCAUCAAGGGGACCUUUAUCAAGCCCGCAUCCUUCAGAAUCUAAAUCGAGAUCAGACACCAUUGGCAGCAGCUGCUGCUGCAGCAGCCGCAGCAGCAGCUCUGGGCUCAGACUGGCACAUUCCAGAGCGUCACCAACAGUAUGGCCCAGAAUAUUCUUGUGGGAGGCCGUUCUGUAAACUGAAGAAAAAGGAACAUUUCCAUUGUCAGAUUUGCAAUCAAGCUUUCAGUGAAUACGAGAGAUUAAAGCCUCAUCUUCUCAAGCAUGCGACGUGUGGCCCAAUGAAUCCACUAGGCAUGACCAAUACAGGAGAGGAGGAUGCAGAAAUACCAGCAGAUCAAGAGGAGGAUGGAAACAGUGUUCAACCUAAAGUGGAAUCUAUUGAACACCCUAGCAGUCCGAGGAGCCCUAUUAAUACCUCAUGCUUCAUGGGCACAACACCAAGCAUCUCCAUCAGCAGCCCAAGACAACUCAAUAACAACACCAUCAAUAACAGCAGUGGCCUCACUGGACACCAGACUGCACCACAGUUUCCCCUUGUAUACACUCAAGCUGCAAGUUUCCCCGGCCUCCCAUCCCCCUUCGGACCUCACUUAGGCAUGGCAGGAAUAUUCCCUGGUUCCUUACCACGCAUGUUGCCCCCGGCUGCUUGGCAGGUCCACCCAACCCUCGCCGCCAUGGCUCACCAGGGCCUCAUGUUUCCCGGGGUUCGUCCCAAUGGGGACCUGACGCAUGGGUCACCUGGCCCUGGAGGACUGUCAGGGUUGCACGGGUCGGGUCCAGAACCUAACCCUUUGUUGUCCCCCUCCCUUGGAACUUCUCCACACUUGGCCAUGCUGGGAAAGAGGCUUGGAGCAGAAGACUUUAACUCCCAGGAAGCCAAGAAGAUUCGUUGCAAUAACUCUCUGCGUUUGCUCAAAGAUGAGCCAGUGCCAGACGGUUACAUUCGAUUCAGGUUCAAUGAGGACUGCCAGUAUCCUCACUGCGGGUACCGUGAGCACCAGACUCACUUCCACUGCAUGAGGAAGGACUGUGGAUACUCCUUCUGCGACAAAACGCGCUUCGUGCAGCACACGGCACGCCACGAGCGGCUGGACACACUCAUGGGCGGAGAUUUCAAUCAAUUCCGUUCAAACAUCUCCUGCGGCCGUCCUGACUGUGUGUACGCCUCAAUGAUAGGGCAACAACAGAACAAGGCAUCGCAUUUCCACUGCCUCAAAUGUGACUUCGUGUGUACCGACACCAACAAGGUGGUGGCGCAUCGCAGGCAGCACCAGAAACGUGACUCCAUCAACGCUGCUGGCUUUGAGAAGUUCACGCCGUCCCAGCCGUGUGGCAUCCAAGGAUGCAACCACAACCAGAAGCAGACCCACUACCACUGUCUAAAGUGCCAGUAUGCGGUGUUAGGCCUCAGCCAGAUGUCUGCACACAAAUUCCGACACUUGGAAUGAAAUUUCUUUGGGGAGUAAUCUGCGGAGAGGCUCCCCGUGUCUCCAUCGGAGGCACUACCAUUAAUGUUUUUUUUUCUUUGUGUGUGUGUGUGUGUGUGUGUGUGUGUGUGUGUGUGUGUGUGUGAGCACAUUCGUGCGUGCGAGAGACCAUGUGUACCUGCGUGCCUGAAGGCGUAUGUGUUUGCGUGUGCGCAUGCGUGUGUGCAUGCGCACGUCUAGUAAUGCACGUACCCCUGCUUGUGUACAGGUGGUCGUCUGAGAGUUUUUUUGUGUUGUAAAAAAAAAGCGUUCAUCCCAGCUACUCGAAGAGGUAGCUGUGAAUGGCGACCAGACGAGUGGGCGCGUUUUAGAGCCCAGCGCUGCUGCAUGUGUAAGCUACAUCUUGUAGCCUUGUACAAUAGCAUACAUGUUAUCAUUAGCCUUACAUAUCAUGUAACAUACCAAGUGGUGUAGUUGUUAUACUUUUUACUGCGUCUUGUAUCCAUUUUUUUUUUUUUUUCAUUGCGAAACAGGAAAUUUUUAAGGAAACAAUAAUGUGGUCAUUGACCUUGCAUGGAGUGAAUACUCGUGAUGCACAAAGGGAAAGGUAGGGAGGCUCCGUGAGUGUGCUGCGGUGUUGUGGUUGUAGCAGUGAGCCUUAUAGUCAAGGGCAGUGGUAGGGCGUGGCUAGAUGGCCACUUCUGCUACAGGCCUACUAUCACCCACUGCCUACCGUCUAGAUGUCUACGGAGUUACAGUGUUGAUAAAUAAGAAUCAACUUAUUCAUGACUAAUAUUCCUCGAUAUAUGUGAUGCUUUUGGUAUUUAAUACCAGGAAAGAAACCUCAGACCUGUAUGAAACCCGAGUGCCUUGUUGAAGGUUAAACAACAGUGUCUUUACAAUAGUGUCUUACGUACUACAUUUGGUGUGUUGCUUGCUGGCCCGGCGGAGGCCACCACUGCCCGCCCCGCCGCCACCGGUACCCGAAUCGUCCACUCUUACACAUCAACACACAGCUUUGCUGAAUGUUACUUUAUACUAUUUAUUCUUUAGUGUUACCAAAUAUUAGUGCCAAGUAUUCCGUACUCAUUCAGUUAUUUCUUGUAGUGCCAAACAUUUUUUUUUUUCAAUUUCAUGGCAAAGAACGAGCCAAUACCAGUAAUUUUUUUUUUCUUUUUACCAGUACAUGUAUAUCACCGACUCGUUCACUUUGUAUUGCAAACUUUAGCUGUAAUGAACGGUGUUCUGAAGGUGGCAGCAUCAGAUUAAUUGCGACAAGUCUGUGGUCCCCUGUCGCAAGAGAAUUGUUUUGAACUUGCCGCGGCUGGCAGCAUCAGCAGCAUGGCGCAGGCUGCGGCGGGAGACAUGACAUCUUAGUCCUCAGGCAUUCAGGAGGAUUAUUCUAUGGUUUGGGGAGGUAAUCCAGGGUAGUUAUAAGCACCUCCUCGGCUAGAAGAUAGGCCUUCAGGCCUCUAAGCAGUAGAGUGUCAUGUUUGCUGUGAUUUAGAGAAGUAGUAUUAGGAUGAUCUGGCCAGACAGUCAGUGUGAGACAGGAGGCGGUGAGUCUGCCUCACCUCCGCCGCCCCCUACUCCCACUUCCUCAUUUACGUCACCCAUUUCGGUUUUAUUAAGCUGCUAUUAUAACUGUUCACCAUUUCUUAUGCCUGCACCUUAUUUGUCUUAACGUGUGUUGUCGUGAGUGUGGUGGGAGCCGUGGCAGGGGUGUGGUGGAGGCUAUAACGAGGCCACGCGAAAAGCAGCUACUCCGCCCACGCUCUGGACGGUGCACCGCCUGCAAGCCUCAGUUUCAGCUCACCCAGCACCGCUGAUGCAUUUAUGUACAGCUCUAUUUAUUAGCGUGGGUGGUCCCGAGUGUGGAAGGAGUCUUUAGCCACAGUGCCCGAGUCCUGCUUGCCUUAAACUUGUCCGAAUCCUUGAACUGGUCACGUCUUUGGGCCUCUGAGGACUGAAGUGUUAUAUGUGUGUGUGUGUGUGUGUCGAUAUAUAUAUAUAUAUAUAUAUAUAUAUAUAUAUAUAUAUAUAUAUAUAUAUAUAUAUAUAUAUAUAUAUAUAUAUAUAUAUAUAUAUAUAAUAUGAGUUUAGAUAGUGAUUGUGAGCGAAGACUCGCACAGACACAAGGUAGACUAACGGGAUCCACACCUUGGGACCUCCCACCUUCAUCAUCCUGGGAAAUUUACUCCAAUAAAAUGAUACAUUGA